AGUCUAUCUAUUAUUAUUUGCCAACAAAAUAAAUCAAGUUAAAAAUGAAUUGAACGAUUACAGAGUUGAGUAACUAAUAUUUUAGCAUUAUUCCUAUCGAUGAGCACCUCUUGCGUAGCAUGCCGGAUGCGUGGCUCCGGCAUGGUAGCAAUUUAUCAACAUCCGAAUGGAUUAGACCAGAUGUUCACUUCCGUCACGGGAAUCGAGGUGGAAAAUGAUGAUGUUUUAUGUAUACCUUGCUAUGAUGAGCUGAAAGCUGCUCAUUUAUUCAAACAAAAGUGUAUUCAAAACAACAUUCUUCGAAUAAGUAGACCAUCUGCCUCUAAAAAUGGGAACAACCGGAGGGAUUCAAAUGAGAUUAUUAACUUGGAUCCUGAAGAGUUAGUCCAACAACCAUCAAUCCAAAGUGAACUGCAAACAUCAAACGUGGAAAUUUCUACUACUUGCACUGGAGACGCAGACCUGUUUGAAGAGCAUUUAAUUAUUGGAACCGAUGUGUCGGAUGAAACCGACUCGGAGUUAGAAGAGAAUCACGAACACGAAGAAAUCAAAAUAGGACUUACUGAGUUACAAGCAGUUGAUAAAAUCAACCAAUCUGUUUUACCCUCACCCAAUCAAUCCUGUGACCAUGAUGCACAAAAUCAAUGCCCAGAUAACGUCGUAACCAAAACUCCGAAUCAGCUUAAACUUGAACCCCUUCAUUGUGACAAUUGUGGUAAAUCUUUCUCUAAAACUGUAUUGCUACAAAAACACGCCCAAUCCUGUCAUCCUGUGACAGAAUCAUGUGACGAUCAUGACAAACUAGCCGUUGGGGCAUUGGCCACACUACCAACCGUUCACAGCCUGAUGUGUGAGUACUGUUUUCAGGAAUUUCUUAUCCUGAAAGAAAAAUAUGAACACGAGGCAACGCACACAUUAGAACCCAAACCAUAUAAGUGUCCUCAGUGUGAAAGUACGUUCAAGGAUAAGGUUGGUCUCCGAAGCCACAUUAGAAUCCAUUCGGCAGUCAAACGAUUCAAAUGUCAGUAUUGCGAGAUGCGGUUCCACCAGCGUGGCAAUUUGACAGCUCACGAAAGAACACACGUAGGUGUUAAGCCUUUCGUGUGUCCGCAGUGUGGCAAAGGCUUUGCGGAGAGCGGUAAUCUAAAAAAUCACAUUCGCUUCCACACGGGUGAACGACCCUACGCAUGCUCUGAAUGUCCGAAACGCUUCCGAACACACUACUCGAGAACCGUCCAUUUCCGGUCGCACAACAAUGAUCGUCCGUUCCGGUGUCCCGAAUGUGAGAAAGGAUUCUAUUCAUCGGGCAAAUUGAUUAUUCAUCGUAGAGUGCACAGCGGUGAGAAGCCGUACCAGUGUAACGUUUGUCCGGCCAAAUUCGCCGACAGCAGUGGACUGCGACGGCAUUCGAAGACUCACUGAUGAGAUGAGUGUUUGGUAGUGAUGAGCGAAUGAAUGUAAUUUUAUGCGUUCGCAUACAAAAAAAAACCUUGAAAUACACUAUCAAUUUAACUGCACUGUA
Malaya genurostris is the source of this 1522-nucleotide messenger RNA. RefSeq names its product zinc finger protein OZF. Gene Ontology annotation, cellular component: nucleus. Gene Ontology annotation, biological process: regulation of transcription by RNA polymerase II. Lineage: Eukaryota; Metazoa; Arthropoda; Insecta; Diptera; Culicidae. Gene Ontology annotation, molecular function: DNA-binding transcription factor activity, RNA polymerase II-specific; RNA polymerase II cis-regulatory region sequence-specific DNA binding; zinc ion binding. The transcript has 3 exons. The record is from RefSeq and is a predicted model, not a curated record. The coding region runs from base 100 to 1422 and encodes 440 amino acids.